Molecule: messenger RNA, 3036 nt
Organism: Salvia hispanica
Lineage: Eukaryota; Viridiplantae; Streptophyta; Magnoliopsida; Lamiales; Lamiaceae
Product: putative late blight resistance protein homolog R1A-3
Biological process (GO): defense response to other organism
Molecular function (GO): ADP binding
Source: RefSeq, a predicted model, not a curated record
GAAUAUUGUAUCCCGCUCCAUACCAAUCUAGAGAGAGAUUGAUGGAGGAUGCAACGACUGCAAUUGCAAUUGAAAAGCUCCGGGAUCUUCAAGUAAACUACACCCAACUAAUCAAACGCGCUAAGAAGCACGGUAUCGAGUGGUUGGAGAGGGACGAUUUCGAGUGUUUAGAGAGGGAUCUCGGCUUCUUGGACCGCUUCCAGAGGAACACAGUGAAGAGGCGGACAUCAUAUGGAGAUGUUUUUAAUGAGAUUAAACGCGAUAUUGGAGAUGUUUUUUAUGAGGUUGAAGAAAUCAUUGACGCCUUUGUUUCCAAAGGCGUCCAAAAGAGAUUCUUAUGGAGACACCGGAAGAAUGCAGUCAAUAAUCUUCACGUCCUUUCCAGACAGUUUGAGCAGAUUAGCCACAAGGUUAACCACAUUAGAGAAGAGAUUUUAAGAAAUAGAGUCAACAUCAGCAGUGACGACUAUGCAGGCGGCUAUGAGAUUCGACCGCCAAGAAAGAAGAAUAUGGUCGGAUUCGCAGAUGUGACCAAUGCUCUGAUACGCCGUCUGAUUCAAGAAACCAACUAUUUUGAUGUGAUUCCUGUGAUUGGUAUGUUUGGAUCAGGCAAGACGUCCGUGGUAUGGAAGAUUUUUAACGAUCCCAACAUUGUGGACAAGUUCCCCAUCCGUAUAUGGCUUACUAUAUCACAACGGUUCUCAGCCAGAGAGAUCAUUUUUCGAAUUCUCAAAGAACUCACCACUAUAAACGACUACGAUAUAGUAUAUUCCAAAUCGGAGGUAGAGUUAGCUUAUUUGGUUGCUGAUUAUCUCAAGACAAAAAAAUUCCUGAUCGUCAUGGACGAUGUAUGGAACAGUCAUGAUUGGGAUAGACUUCAACAGGCUCUGCCAAAUGACAACACAAAAGGUAAAGUGUUGAUCACUAGUCGUAGUAAGGAAGUGGGCAGCUAUGCCAGUGGGGAAAGACCUCCCUACAAUUUGCGCCUCUUUAAAUUUGAAGAAAGUUGGGAGCUGCUCCGGUUGGAGGCAUUUGAAAAACUUGACUGCCCUUCUGAUUUGGAAGUUAUUGGACGGGAAAUUGCAAAACUUUGUGAUGGACUGCCACUUGCAAUAGCAGUCAUAGGAAGUGCCCUUUUGAGAAAAUUUAGCUCAGAUUUAUAUAAAAUAAGUCGUACAAUUUUUGAAAUAGAGUCCCUAUAUGCGAGCUCAGUUCUCACUGAGAUCAGUGAGAUGGAUCCGGAAGAUCGCAUUAAAAAGUCUAUACAUCUGAGUUAUGAUAUAUUACCUUACAACGCAAUCCAAUGUUUUCUAUAUUUAUGGUUGUUCCCAAAAGGCUAUAAAAUUCAAGUGUCAAAAUUGAUCUGCAUGUGGAUAGCUGAAGGAUUCGUACAACCACAUAGUUCCCACAGCUUGGAGGAAACUGCAGAGUCAUAUUUGGAGGAUCUUAUCAAUAGAAACUUAGUGCAAAGUUGCAAUGUUGGUAGAGUUAAAAGAUGCUGGGUUUAUUCUAUAAUAUAUGAUCUCCUCCAAACUGAAGCUGCAGAUGAAAUCUUUCUCCAAGAAAUCAAGGGUCGGAGCAACGAAGGGCCCACACCUUCAAUGGAUGAGAUAAUUGGUCGUCGCAUUUAUCUUAAUUCCAAUUGCUUGGACUUCAUCUCAUCAAGACCUCCAACUGCCCCUCGAGUUCGCUCAUUUGUUUGUUUUUCUAGUGACAACUAUGUCGGAUGUCCGGAAAACAAAAUCUUUGGAUUCUUCAAAUUGCUCAGAGUUUUAGAUGUUCAGCAGCCCUUCAAGUUCACCAAGAUUGACAGUGACAUAUAUAAUCUGAAUCAUUUAAGGUACCUUGCCUUGUCGUCUGUAUUGGCAGUUCUUCCUUCUAAGUUCAACCAACUUUGGAACAUACAAACUCUUAUAAUUGACACCACAUCUCCUAUGCUUAAAGUUGAGGCAGAUAUAUGGAAGAUGAAACAGUUGAGGCAUUUCAAGACAAACGCCUCAGCUACCUUGCCCGAGUUAACUGAAAGUGGCAAAUACGGUUCAGAGCUUCAAACACUCGGAUAUAUCUCAGUGGAAAGCUGCAUGGAAGAACUUUUUCAAAGGGCGUCCAGUUUGAAGAAUUUGGGCAUUCGUGGGAAACUAGGCUUGCUUUUUGAGGGGAGGAGCGGAUCUCUCGAAUGUUUGAAGAAAAUAAGUCUUCAAAAGCUGAAACUAAUAAAUGACGCAUAUCCUAAACCACAAAGGGGAGAAAUUGUUCAAUUUCCUAGACGUGACCAAUUUCCAUCUGGCCUUACAAGCCUUACUUUAAGUGGUACUUUCCUCAGUUGGAAACAUAUGUCUACCCUUGGAUCACUGGAGAAACUCGAGGUACUUAAGUUAAAGGAUAAUGCAUUUAGUGGGAGAAUCUUCAAGGCAGUUGGUGCAGCUUUCGAGCGUCUCUUACUAUUGCACAUUGAGGACACAGAUUUAGUUGUUUGGAAAGCUUCGGCCGAUCAUUUCCCCAGUCUCAAAAACCUUGUGCUCAAGUCCUGCGAGAGGCUUCGUGGAAUUCCGGUAGAGCUAGCUGAGAUACCAAGCCUGCAAAACUUGGAGUUGUAUCAUUGCAUAUCUGCAGCUGAAUCAGCCAAGGAAAUUUCAGAAGCAAAGAAGAGGACACUACCUGCAUUCGUGCUCUCCAUCUAUCCUCCCAUUGAUUAAUCAACUUUUAUUUAUCUUUGCCAGGAUUAACAUGGCUGGCUUGAUUGAAUAAGUGCUGGGCUUCAAUUUGUUCUUCUUAGGUGUACAAUCGGUUAUAUGGUGAACGGUUGCCCUUCUUCAAAUAAACUUGCUGAUUUGCUUUGUUAUGUUUAAACUUGCAAAACAUUACUUUACCUGCGUCUCUCUGUUUGUAAUAUGUGCUAUGGAUCAAAUUACUUAUUUUCACAUGUGUUAAAUUUUGAUGUUAGCAAUUGCAUGUGGUUAUGGUUGUACAUGAUAUUUCAAUUCAUAGUACUAUAAAUUUCUUACAUUUUCAAUGGAGCCGUGGUCGCGGUACGCA